AUGAAGAAGGAGCGCACGGGCGACAAUUGUCGUCCAUUUAAAUUAGCCCAUCAAAUUCUUAGUUUGACUGGAAUAAGUUUCGAAAGGAAGAGCGUUAUUGGUUUUGUGGAGCUUACAAUCGUCCCUCUAAAGGACAAUCUCCGUUAUAUUCGACUGAACGCUAAACAAUGUCGAAUUUAUCGCGUCUGCCUCAAUGAUCAGUAUGAAGCGAACUUCCAAUACUUUGAUCCAUUUUUGGACAUUUGUCAAGCUGACCCCAAUACGAGAUCCUUGGAAGUAUUCUCCCAGUUUCAUUUAUCUGCUGCCCAAAAGAUAGAUCCGGAUCACAAUUCCGGAGAGCUUCACAUCCAGAUACCAGAAGAAGCUGCUCACUUAGUGGGCGAAGGGAGAGGACUCCGCAUUGGUAUUGAGUUCUCCCUUGAAUCCCCUCAGGGAGGAAUGCACUUUGUUGUACCGGAGGGUGAAGGAACUUUAGUAGAGAAAUCAGCUCACAUGUUCACAUACGGUCACUCAGCACGACUCUGGUUUCCUUGCGUUGACAGUUUUGCGGAGCCUUGCACUUGGAAACUGGAAUUUACUGUUGAUGAAAGUCUUACCGCGGUGUCUUGCGGAGAACUAUUUGAAGUGGUGUAUACUCCGGACCAUCGCAGAAAGACCUUUCAUUAUUUGGUUAAUACUCCGGCUUGUGCUCCUAAUAUUGCUUUAGCUAUUGGGCCUUUUGAAACUUAUGUGGAUCCGUUUAUGAAUGAAGUCACACAUUAUUGCUUGCCCAACUUGCUGCAGAUAUUGAAAAAUACUGUGAGAUAUUUACAUGAAGCGUUUGAAUUUUAUGAAGAAACUCUUUCUACUCGAUAUCCUUACCCGUGCUACAAACAAGUUUUUGUUGACGAGACUGAAGAUGACGCGACAGCCUACACUACGAUGUCAAUUUUAAGUACCCACCUCCUUCAUUCCAUCGCCAUCAUAGACCAAACAUACAUCAGUCGCAAGGCCAUGGCGCAAGCCGUGGCCGAACAAUUCUUCGGUUGCUUCAUCACGAUGCAGAACUGGUCAGAUCUCUGGCUAGCCAAGGGCAUACCUGACUAUAUGUGUGGAUUAUACUCGAAGAAAUGUUUUGGGAAUAACGAGUAUCGGUAUAUUAUUCAUCAGGAGCUGCAAGAGGUUGUCGGCUAUGAAGAACAAUAUGGCGGUAUAGUCUUGGAUCCCUGGCAGCCGCCCGCCAGUGGGGCGCGUGUCGAACCUAAGGACGUGUUCUAUUUCCCCGUCCGAAACGUUCAUACUAUGUCCCCGCGGUAUAUUGAGAUUAUGCGAAAAAAAUCUCAUUUAGUACUUAGAAUGUUGGAGCAACGCAUCGGUCAGGAGUUGUUGCUGCAAGUUUUCAACAAGCAGCUGUCAUUAGCAACCAAUGCGGCCAACACGAAGAUUGGUAGCGGGCUCUGGGGACAUUUAUUGCUUUCCACCAAUCUAUUCGUGAAGGCCAUAUUUACUGUGACCGGCAAAGAUAUGGCAGUGUUCGUCGAUCAGUGGGUACGGACCGGUGGUCAUGCUAAAUUCCAACUCACGUCCGUAUUCAAUCGUAAAAGAAAUACAGUGGAGUUAGAAAUCCGUCAAGACUGCGUACACGAGCGUGGCAUAAGGAAGUACGUAGGUCCAUUGCUCGUUCAAUUACAGGAGUUAGACGGGACCUUUAAGCACAUGUUGCAGAUUGAGAACACUGUUGUCAAGGCAGACAUUACAUGCCACAGCAAAAGCCGCCGGAAUAAGAAGAAGAAGAUUCCCCUCUGUACCGGGGAAGAGGUCGAUAUGGAUUUGUCCGCUAUGGAUGAUUCGCCCGUCCUAUGGAUCCGCCUCGACCCAGAGAUGUCACUUUUGCGUAGCACUGUGAUAUCACAGCCUGACUACCAGUGGCAGUAUCAACUGCGUCAUGAGCGUGACGUCACCGCUCAGAGUGAAGCUAUCGACGCUCUACAUAACUACCCAGAGCCAGCUACAAGGAAGGCUCUUACUGACGUCAUUGAGAACGAACAGACAUAUUAUAAGAUUCGGUGCAGAGCUGCGCAUUGUUUGACUAAGGUAGCGAAUGCGAUGAUAAGUUCGUGGGCGGGUCCGCCGGCCAUGUUGACGAUAUUCAGGAAGAUGUUCGGUUCGUUCGCCGCCCCGCACAUCAUCAAACAGAACAACUUUGACAACUUGCAGCAUUACUUCCUACAGAAAACCAUACCGGUCGCUAUGGCGGGCCUAAGGAACAUACACGGCAUUUGUCCACCAGAGGUGGUGCGGUUUCUACUAGAUCUCUUCAAGUACAAUGAUAAUUCUAAGAAUCAUUUCUCCGACAAUUAUUAUAAAGCGGCUCUAGUUGACGCUUUGGCUGCUACCAUUACACCUGUGAUAUCUGUGUUACAACCGGGUGCUCCAAUAACAGCAGAUUCAUUAUCAGCGGACACGAGAUUAGUUCUAGAGGAGAUCACCCGUGUAUUGAACUUGGAGAAAGUGUUGCCAUGCUACAAAAAUACAGUGUCAGUCAGUUGUCUCCGCGCUAUACGUAGGUUGCAGCAGUGUGGACAUCUGCCCAGUAUCCCCACUGUAUUCAGGGCUUAUGCUCAAUAUGGACAGUAUAUUGAUGUAAGACUAGCGGCUUUCGAGUGUCUAGUAGACUUUGUCCGAGUAGACGGUAAGCCAGAAGACCUGUCUUCACUACUGACUGCAGUAGAGAGUGACCCGGACCCGUGUGUAAGACACGGGCUCGCUCGCCUGCUGAUCAAUAUGCCGCCCUUUGAGCGAGCGCAGAGACAUCGACUGGAUACUGAAGCUGUGGUGCAUAGGCUUUGGAACAACAUGAACAGCCUUUUAUCAAAUGACGCGAGGCUUCGUUGUGACCUGGUAGACUUGUACUACACAUUAUAUGGCCUCAAGAGGCCAAUUUGUGUACCUUUACCAGAAAUCCAGGCCAUGAUGAAGCAAAUGCACCAUAAAGAAAGAGAGCGGCUCGAAAGAGAAAGGGAGAGGGAAAAAGAGAAGGAGAGAGAAAGAGAACGCGAUAGAUUGAAGGAGUUGGAGACGAAACCUGUUAUUAAGCAAGAGGUGGAGGAUGUGAAAUACGAGCCCGAAGUGCCAAUGGACACAAGUAUACCACUGUCCUCGGUGGACAGAAUGGUGGACGUUCCUCUCGACGAUAUGCUUCCCGUACCUCUGUCUAAUAUCAAGGAGGAAGACGUUAAAAUUGAUGUCACUAGUGUGUCGAAUGAGUUGCCGAUACGAGUUUUCAGUGACGAUAACAAACGCGAGUUUAUGACAGACAACGCGGUGGCACUGCCGGGUAUACCCGGUACUUCCGGCCCGGUCGGGUUCGAGCCGGGCAUGUUUAGACAUGACAAGGAUGAGAUUGGAGCUCCUAAGGCAAAGAAGAAGAAGAAGGAAAAGAAGAAGCACAAACAUAAGCACAAACACAAGCACAGCAGCAAAGACAAGUCGAAGGAACACAAAGACAAAGACAGGUCAUUGACCCGCCCCCCCUCAAGCACAGAACAUUUAAAAAUUAAGGAAGAAACAAGGGAGACUCUUAGCUCGUUCAGUUCGAGCCAAAGUCCCUCCGAAGAUAUCUCCUCUAUGCCUAGUAAUAUGAGUUUCUAA
Messenger RNA from Spodoptera littoralis (African cotton leafworm), 3630 nucleotides. Lineage: Eukaryota; Metazoa; Arthropoda; Insecta; Lepidoptera; Noctuidae. The record is from the annotation of a GenBank genome assembly.